AUGCAGUAUAAAAACAGCGCUGUGCAAGUCACUGCCAUCCACUUUUUCUCUUUUAUUCUCCUCAGUGAAAAGAUUUACCUCCAACCCAGAGAAAUGUCCUGCUACGACCUGUGUGCCCCCACAACCUGUGGACCAACCCCACUGGCCAACAGCUGCACCGAGCCCUGCAUGCGACAGUGCCAGGACUCCACCUACAUCAUCCAGCCCUCUCCUGUAGUGGUGACCCUGCCAGGACCCAUCCUCAGCUCCUUCCCCCAGAACACCACUGUGGGAUCUUCAGCCUCUGCAGCUGUUGGGGAUGUCCUGAGUGCAGCGGGGGUCCCCAUCUCCUCUGGCAGCUCCUCAGGGCUUGGAAGCCUUGGCUAUUUGGGUUUGGGGGGCUUUUAUGGGAGGUCCUACCGCCGCUACAACCGCCGUGGGAGCUGUGGGCCAUGCUAA
Molecule: messenger RNA, 438 nt
Organism: Coturnix japonica (Japanese quail)
Lineage: Eukaryota; Metazoa; Chordata; Aves; Galliformes; Phasianidae
Product: feather keratin B-4-like
Cellular component (GO): intermediate filament
Molecular function (GO): structural constituent of cytoskeleton
Source: RefSeq, a predicted model, not a curated record